AUGACGGAUAGCAAAUAUUUUACCACCACAAAAAAAGGUGAAAUAUUUGAAUUGAAGUCUGAAUUGAAUAGCGAUAAAAAGGAAAAAAAGAGAGAAGCUGUAAAAAAGGUUAUUGCGUCUAUGACGGUUGGUAAAGAUGUGUCUGCUCUAUUUCCUGAUGUUGUAAAUUGUAUGCAAACUGAUAACUUAGAACUGAAGAAACUUGUUUAUUUGUAUUUGAUGAAUUAUGCUAAAAGCAAUCCUGAUAUGGCUAUUAUGGCUGUCAAUACGUUUGUUAAGGAUUGUGAAGAUCCAAAUCCGUUAAUACGUGCUUUGGCAGUGCGCACCAUGGGCUGCAUCAGAGUCGAAAAAAUAACCGAAUAUCUAUGUGAACCAUUGCGUAAAUGCUUGAGAGAUGAAGAUCCAUAUGUACGUAAAACAGCUGCAGUUUGUGUUGCUAAACUUUACGACAUCAAUGCACAACUUGUUGAUGAUCAAGGAUUUUUGGAACAGUUAAAAGAACUUUUAUCAGACUCUAAUCCUAUGGUGGUUGCUAACGCUGUUGCUGCUUUAUCUGAAAUGAAUGAAGCUAGUAUAACUGGUUCUCCAUUGAUUGAAAUGAAUUCACAAACUAUUAAUAAACUUUUAACUGCUCUAAAUGAAUGUACAGAAUGGGGUCAAGUGUUUAUUCUUGAUUCGUUAGCUAAUUACAGCCCAAAAGAUGAUCGUGAGGCACAAAGUAUAUGUGAACGAAUAACACCUCGAUUAGCUCAUGCUAAUGCUGCAGUUGUUUUAUCUGCUAUUAAAGUCUUAAUGAAACUAAUGGAAAUGUUGCCAACUGAUUCUGACUUUGUUACUACAUUGACUAAAAAACUUGCUCCACCGCUUGUUACUUUAUUAUCUACAGAACCAGAAGUUCAAUAUGUUGCUCUCAGAAAUAUUAAUUUAAUAGUCCAAAAGAGGCCAGAUAUACUUAAGCAUGAAAUGAAAGUUUUUUUUGUUAAAUAUAACGAUCCCAUUUAUGUCAAACUUGAGAAACUGGAUAUUAUGAUACGUUUAGCAUCGCAAGCCAACAUAGCACAAGUUCUUUCAGAACUGAAAGAGUAUGCCACUGAAGUUGAUGUUGAUUUUGUGCGCAAAGCAGUUCGUGCAAUUGGUCGAUGUGCAAUUAAAGUAGAGCAGUCUGCUGAACGUUGUGUGUCUACACUUUUGGACCUUAUACAGACAAAAGUAAACUAUGUAGUUCAAGAAGCAAUUGUAGUUAUCAAAGAUAUAUUCCGUAAAUACCCUAACAAGUACGAAAGCAUAAUAUCUUUAUUGUGUGAAAAUUUGGACACACUUGAUGAACCAGAAGCAAGAGCAUCUAUGAUUUGGAUAAUUGGAGAAUAUGCUGAACGUAUAGAUAAUGCUGAUGAACUUUUAGAAAGCUUUUUGGAAGGUUUCCAUGAUGAAAAUACUCAAGUCCAAUUGCAAUUAUUAACUGCUAUCGUUAAACUAUUUUUGAAGAGACCUACUGACACUCAAGAAUUAGUACAACAAGUCUUAAGUUUGGCUACCCAAGAUUCAGAUAAUCCUGAUUUACGUGAUCGUGGUUUUAUUUAUUGGAGGUUGCUGUCCACUGAUCCGGGUGCUGCCAAAGAUGUUGUACUUGCUGAAAAACCAUUGAUAUCCGAAGAAACCGAUCUUUUAGAACCAACUUUACUCGAUGAACUUGUAUGUCAUAUUUCUAGUCUUGCCAGUGUUUAUCAUAAGCCACCAAAUGCAUUUGUUGAAGGACGACCAGGAUUAAGAAAAUCUUUACCAGCCAGAAAUGAAAAUACAUCUGCUAGUAAUGUUCCUCAAGCUGCAGUCAUACCUGCACCACAAGAAUCAUUGAUUGGAGAUCUUCUUAGUAUGGAUCUGACUACUCCAGCUGUUGUUCCGACAUCUGUUCAACCUCCUUCUGUUGAUUUACUUGCUUCUGGGUUAGAUUCAUUAUUAACCACAUCUGACUUACCAGCAGCUUCAUCAUCAAAUACAGGUCUGCUUGGUGACAUUUUUGGAUUUACACCCACACCAGUAUCUUAUUCUCCGCCUAAACAACUUUGGCUACCAAGUGAAAACGGAAAAGGUUUAGAAAUUAUGGGAACAUUUUCGAGGAAAAAUGGACAAAUUAGUAUGGAUAUGACUCUCAAGAACAAAGCUAUGCAACCAAUGAGUGGAUUUGCUAUUCAGUUAAACAAAAAUUCUUUUGGCUUGACACCAGCUCGUCCAUUACAAGUAUUAAAUCCAUUAUUGCCAACGGCAUCUUAUGAAACCAGUUUAUCUCUUGCGACUACUGGACUUGUGCAACGAAUGGAACCUAUAACUAAUCUUCAAGUGGCAAUAAAAAAUAAUAUUGAUGUUUUAUAUUAUGCUUGUAUUAUUCCAAUGAAUGUAUUCUUUAUCGAAGAUGGUCAAAUGGAUAAGCGAGUGUUUUUGAAAACUUGGAAAGACAUACCUGCAGAAAAUGAAGUGCAAUUCACUUUGAAAAAUGUUCUUUGCAACACAGAGGCUAUCGUCUUGAAGAUGUCACAAAAUAAUGUCUUUACAAUAGCUAAAAGACACGUUGAAGGCCAGGACAUGUUAUACCAGUCAUUAAAGUUGACAAAUGGUAAUUGGGUGUUGAAUGAGCUUAAAAUUCAGCCAGGAAAUCCAAACAUAACUCUAUCAUUAAAAUUACUAGCUAUGGAAGUUGCACAAGGAGUUUUCCAAGCAUACGAUGCUAUCCUUCAUUCAUAG
Molecule: messenger RNA, 2739 nt
Organism: Macrosiphum euphorbiae (potato aphid)
Lineage: Eukaryota; Metazoa; Arthropoda; Insecta; Hemiptera; Aphididae
Source: the annotation of a GenBank genome assembly